Prorocentrum cordatum is the source of this 3501-nucleotide messenger RNA. NCBI's taxonomy places the organism in Eukaryota, Dinophyceae, Prorocentrales, Prorocentraceae. The record is from the annotation of a GenBank genome assembly.
AUGCAGAAGAUCUUGAUCGAGCCUUCAAGCAACGACAUGGCGAGGAGCGCCAGGAUGAACAUGGAGUGCGACCGGCAUGUCCUCCGCUGGCGCUGCGGCAGCCUAGCGGCUUGCGCGGAUGACCUCGGACUGAUCGUGACCGCCCUCGCGUACAUUACACGUUUGAAGCCGCACUUCGAGGCCAUGUCGAUUAUGGCCCGCCUCCAGCUCCAGCCGUCGAAAUGCGUUCUGGUUCCGCUUUGGGGCACCCUGUCAGAUACAGACGCUGCUGCUCUCCGCGUGGAACUGGGCACUCUCAUGGAGGGAUGGGGGGACUUCAGCAUUGCGAGCUUCAUGGAAUGCUUGGGCGUCAAGCUCGGCCCGGGCGCAACGAACGAAAUGCAGUGGGCGGAGGCGGCAGGCAAGUACCACAUGCGCUUGUGUCUACUCCGGGACUGCCCGGCGCCGAACGAGGUGAUCGUGUGCGACUACAACUCGGCGGCGCUGCCCGUACUGAGCUACCUCAUGCAGUUCUUCGUUCUAGACCCCAAGCUCUAUUUCAGCGAACUUGAUGGUUUACAUCGAGUCCUGCGCUGCCCUCCCAAGGCGUUCACCAGAAACGACUUGCUCAGCAUGCGGCGCUGGGUGUCCAUGACGUCCUUCGCGUCGAUGCUCGCCCUGUCCUUCGCUACGAUGUGGCGCGCAGCGGCGGUCACCAUGACGGAGUGGCCGAGAUGGCCGGAGAGCUUGCGCGAGCAUGCGCUCGAGGAGGGUUUGGCGACACGGGUGGUACAGGGGCUGUGGCCUGCUCCGUUUUGGAAGGAAGAGCGUGCCAUGGUCCACACGUUCGAUGACCACCUCUCGGCGCGCCCUCACGCUCGUCUUCGUCGUAACGGCGUUCGCGCGGCAGCCAGUCUCAACAAGGCCCGGAGGGAGAUCGAGCAGCACGCGAGGCGUUCCCAGGGACGCGGCAGCGUCCCCGUCCAGAAGGCGAUCUACCAGUCCAUGGCCCAGGAGCUUCAUGACGACUCCUUCGACGUCACCAUCGGGAAGAGAUUGGAGAAAUGGCCGGCUGAAGAUGGCGAGGUGGUACCCGGAGACCUCCAGGAACGGUGGCGUCGUCUUCGCGCCACCCUCGCUACCCUGAAGCCUGGGGUGUGCUGGGCGGUGGUGAAAACCUUGGCUGGAGCAUGGCCGACAAGCCACCGAAUGCACGUGUUAGACGAGCGCCUGACGUGCAGGUUCGGCUGCCAGGCCGAGGACGACGACCAGAUCGAGGAUGAUGAGCUUCAGCGGGCGGCAGUGCGCAUAGCUUUGAUGUACCACCUGUACAACAUCAUCCGUCACGAAAUCGCAGACACCACCUACGACUACAACCCCGAGGCGGGCGACUUGUCCGUCACACUAGCUUCAUACCUGUUUAGAUCUUGCCUGCAAAUGGCAAUCUCCAUCCGAGUUCUCCUCGUGCCAGCGGCGCUGUUCGAUCUGGGCUCGGCACUCACUGCGCUGCGCAACCAGGAGGAUAAGCGCCUGGGGCACAACCUGUGGCUGGUGGACGAGCUCGGCCUGGAGAACUCCGCCACCGUGCUGAAGCCCUGGGGCGAGGAGCAGCUGCUCGGGACGCAGCUUGACUCGCACGCCCGCUGCGAGGAUGCGGCGGCGGGCAGCAACUGCUACGAGGCCGUGAAGUACCUCAUGAAGACUGGUUUUACGAGGCACCCGGACUGGUACCCCGGGUUCACGCGCAAUUCUCUCUUCCAGGACGUGCAGGCCAUGCUCAACAGCACAGGCAAGUCGAAUUGCCCGAAGCCGUGUGCGGUGACAACUGCCGAGAGGGCGGAGAUGAAGGAAGCGGGCCUGGUCACGGAGGCGGUCACCGCCAAGAUGACGGACAAGAGCUGCCACGACAUGGUGGAGGGCGGCUCGGACGGCUGGGACCGUUGCAACCGCGCCAUCGCGUGGGUGACGACGAAGGGCAUCGUGGCGCACCCAGACUGGUUCCCCACCCUGAGCGCUAACUCCAGCCGGGAGGACGUGCAGGAGGAACUCCACCGCCAGAGCAAGGCAGGUUGCCCCAGGACCUGCAGGGCGGAGCGCGACGCCCAGGCGCCUGGCCCGGGCCUGAAGCCCCUCCGGGAGAUGACCCCGGACGAGCUGCGGAGGUACAUCCGGGGCGAGUGGGACGGCAGGGCGGCGGCGGCGGACGUGCCAGCGAAGCAGGCGCCGUCGCCAAAGCAGGCGCGGGCGCCAGAGCAGGCGGCGCCGGCGCGCACCGGGGCGGAGGGGCAGGCCCCGGUGGAGGCCGAGGGGACGAAGGACAGGGCCGAUGCGAAGCCCGAGGUCGAGGCCAAGCCCGCAGCUCAGGAUGAAGCAGCGGCGACGGAGCCAGAGGCAAUGGUGGGGUCAGAGGCACCCACUGCGACGUCUGCGACGGCGCAGCCAGCAGAGGAGGCGACGACUGAGAAAACGGAGGAGACGAAGGAGACGGAGAGCAAGACCCCUGUUGAGGAUGAGGCAGCGGCGAUGAAGGCAGAGGCAAUGAACAAGGCCGAUGCGGAGCCUCACGUUGAGACCAAGACCGCUGCUCAGGAUGAGCUGGCGGCGGCGACGGAGACAGAGGUGAAUAAGGACACGGCCGAGGCGGAGCCCCUGGUCGAGACCAAGAACGCUGCUCAGGAUGCGCCAGCGGCGGCGACGGAGACAGAGGUGAAGAAGGACAUGGCCGAGGCUGAGCCCCAGGUCGAGACCAAGACCGCUGCUCAGGAUGAGCCGGCGGAGGCGACGGAGACAAAGGUGAAGAAGGACAUGGCCGAGGCUGAGCCCCAGGUCGAGACCAACACCACUGCUCAGGAUGAGCCGGCGGCGGCGACGGACGCAGAGGUGAUGAAGGACACGGCCGAUGCGAAGCCUCAGGUCGAGAGGGAGACUUUUUCUGCAGAUGAGUUGGAUAAGGAGAUGGAGGCAGAGAUAAGUAAAGUGGAGAAGACCGAGGCAGAGAUUGAUAUGGGCGAUGCGAAGUCCCAGGUGGAGAGCGAGACCAUUGCUGCGAGUCAGGCGGCGGUGGAUAAUGAUGCAGAGAUAAUGAAAGAUACGGCCGAUGCGAAGCCCCAGGUCGAGAGCAAGACCAUUGACGAAGACCAGUUGGCGGCGGAGAUGGAGGCAGCGAUGAUGAAGGCUACGGCCGAUGCAAAGUCCCAGGUCGAGAGCAAAACCGCUGCUGCGGAUCAGUUGGUGGCGGAAAUGGAGGCAGCGAUAAGGAAAGAUACGGCCGAUGCGAAGCCCCAGGUCCAGAGCCAGACCAUUGUCGAGGACCAGUUGGCGGCGGAAAUGGAGGCAGCGAUGAUGAAAGCUACGGCCGAUGCGAAGCCCCAGGUCGAGAGCAAAACCGCUGCUGCGGAUCAGUUGGUGGCGGAAAUGGAAGCAGCGAUAAGGAACGAUAUGGCCGACGCAAUGCCCCAGGUCGAAAGCAAGACCAGUGCUGAGGAUCUGAUGGCGGCGGAAAUGGAGGCAGCGAUAAGGUAA